GAACUUAGAAAACUUCGAACUUCAAGUUGUUUGUUGCGUCCUCCCGUUGGGUCCCGACGAGGAGGAUGGAGACCAGUCCCAUCCCGGUGUUGACGGUCCAAACCGCCCCCUUCGACGACCAGCGGCCCGGUACCAACGGUCUGCGGAGGAAGACCGCGGUGUUCGAGGGGAAGAAGAACUACCUGCAGAACUACAUACAGAGCGUGUUGUCCUCCAUCGACCUGCGGGACCGGCAGGGCUGCACCAUGGUGGUGGGCUGCGACGGCCGCUACUUCAGCCGGACCGCCACCGAGGUCAUAGUGCAGAUGGCAGCUGCCAAUGGUAUUGGACGUCUGGUAAUCGGCCACAAUGGUCUCCUGUCCACCCCUGCUGUGUCCUGCAUCAUCAGGAAGAUCAAGGCCAUUGGCGGGAUCAUCCUUACAGCUAGUCACAACCCCGGAGGCCCUGGUGGAGACUUUGGAAUCAAGUUCAAUGUGGCAAAUGGAGGUCCGUCUCCGGAUACAGUGAUGGAGAGGAUCUACCAGGUGAGCCGGACACUUGAGGAGUAUGCAAUCUGCCCUGAUCUCCGCAUUGACCUGUCCAGACUGGGAAGACAAGAAUUUGACCUGGAGAACAAGUUCAAACCUUUCAGAGUGGAGAUCGUAGACUCAGUGGAUGUGUAUCUACAACUGCUAAGAAACAUCUUUGACUUCAAUGCCAUUAAAAGUCUUCUCACAGGACCAGAUCAGCUCAAGAUACACAUAGAUGCCAUGAACGGAGUGAUGGGCCCCUACGUGCGUAGGAUCCUGUGUGAUGAGUUGGGAGCCCCUGCUAACUCUGCUGUCAACUGUGUCCCCCUGGAGGACUUUGGGGGCCGACCUCCAGAGCCCAACCUGACUUACGCCACCUCUCUGGUAGAUGCCAUGAAAGGAGGGGACUUUGGCUUUGGAGCUGCAUUUGAUGCGGAUGGGGACCGUUACAUGAUCCUCGGAGAAAACGGCUUCUUUGUGAACCCGUCCGACUCGGUGGCCAUCAUGGCUGCCAACCUCUCCACCGUCCCCUACUUCAGACAGCUGGGAGUCAAGGGCUUUGCCAGGAGCAUGGCCACCAGCACUGCCCUCGACAG
This is a messenger RNA of Etheostoma spectabile (orangethroat darter), 1105 nucleotides long. Its product is annotated as phosphoglucomutase-like protein 5. Lineage: Eukaryota; Metazoa; Chordata; Actinopteri; Perciformes; Percidae. The record is from RefSeq and is a predicted model, not a curated record. Gene Ontology annotation, biological process: myofibril assembly; striated muscle tissue development; carbohydrate metabolic process. Gene Ontology annotation, molecular function: phosphoglucomutase activity; magnesium ion binding. Gene Ontology annotation, cellular component: cytosol; sarcolemma; cell-substrate junction.